Messenger RNA from Scomber scombrus (Atlantic mackerel), 2014 nucleotides. RefSeq names its product butyrophilin subfamily 3 member A2-like. The record is from RefSeq and is a predicted model, not a curated record. Lineage: Eukaryota; Metazoa; Chordata; Actinopteri; Scombriformes; Scombridae. The transcript is spliced from 10 exons. Bases 33 to 1496 code for a protein of 487 amino acids.
AAAGCGAGCAGGAAAAGAAGACGCUCGCCAGGAUGUUUCGCCUGAAUGAUGGCCACUUCGUCAGGGAAUUCAGAACUUUGCUUUUCCAUCACAUUAUCUUCCUUCCUCUGAUACAGUCUUCUAUAGGUGAGGUUCAGAUUAUUGGCUCAUCUCAGCCAAUAUUGGCAACAGUUGGUGAUGACAUCAUUUUGCCGUGCCACCUGAAACCUGCUGUGGAUGCUUCAAACAUGCCAGUGGCUUGGUUGAGACCUGACCUGAACCCCACAGUUGUCCAUUUGUGGAAGGAGGGUGCAGAACUUGUAUUUACAAAACACAUAGACUACGACGCAAGAACAUCUCUGUCUCUCAGAAAAAUGAAGCAGGGAGACAUUUCAUUGACACUACAUAAAGUGGUGCUGACUGAUAAUGGCACAUACAAAUGCUACCUCCAAGUAUUGAAUAUUUCAUCUUCCGUAGAGCUUGUUGUCGGUGCUGUCUCCUCACCUGUCGCCACCAUAGCUCAAAUGAUCAAAAAAUCCUCCAGCAAAGUUAUUUUACAGUGUGAGUCUAAAGGCUGGUAUCCACAGCCUGAGGUGUUUUGGCUGGAUGAUGAGGGAAACCUCCUCUCUGCUGAACCUACAGAGACAGUCAGAGGUCCUGAUGGUCUCUAUACUGUCAGCAGCAGAGUGACUGUGGAGAAGAGCCACAGCAACAACUUCACCUGUAGAGUCAAAACAAACAAACACACCAGAGAGACACACAUUAUUGUUCCAGAUAUACUCUCAGUCUCGGACCAGCCUAAUUCCAGUUCUUCUGUUCCUACCAUCAUUGGUGUGAUUGUUGGCAUCAUAUUUAUUAUUAUUGCAGUCCUUGCUGUGUGGAAAUGGAGACAAAACAAAUGCAAGGCAGCUAACAGAGUGAGAGAGAAUAAUCACUCUACAAGUAACAACCCAUCGGUUCAGUAUCACGCUGUGGCACAAGGUCCUCAAACAGAAAAAGAGAAUGUGAGGUGUAGGAUUCAUCUGCCAACCCAGGAGGGGAACUGGAACAAUGAGACUGAGGUGGAUGGACAACAUGAACACAUCCCACUCUCACGUCAGAAUGUGAAUGGAGAUAUUCAACAGCUGAUCCUGGAGGAGGAGCAAGAUAUCAGGAACAAUGAGAUGAGAAAUGUCCUCGCAGAAACCUUGAGGAAGCUUGAGGAAGAAAAGAACAAGAGCAAGGCAUUUGAGGAUGAGAAUAAAAUGUUGAAAGAGAAUCUAGAAAAUGUGCAAUUGCAGCUCGAGGAUGAGAAGGAGAGGAGUGACCAACUGGAGAAAAACCUAAAAAAUGUCACUCUUCAGCUGGUAGAACGCGAUAACAAGCACAAAGAUUCAGAGCUUGAGGUUGAGGAGCAAGACACUUCAGAGGAAAGUGAUGCAGAGCAUAAGGAGUCAGAACAUGAAGAUUCAAAGCAUGAAGAUUCAGAUAUGGAUUCAGCAACUGAGUGCUCAGACUUUGAUAAUUCUAGGCUUUAGAAUUCAAAAUUCGUCCUACCUUUUAGCAAACCUCCGACUAAUAAAGGACAUGACAGAUCUCAGUUAAAGCACUCUGCUGAAAGUCCUCCUUCCUGCACAGUCCAACAUGAGCAGGACUCAGCCUCAACCAAACAGACCACACCUGAAGUGGUACAAGCCCAUGCUGUCUAUAUGUGAUAGUUGACCUUUUCUUCAGCUGACUGUACACCAAAUGCAUUAUUUGCUGCCUCAGAUUUUACUUAUCAACUUUAAUCUUUGAUAUUUGUACCUUCAUCUCUAUUAACUUUGUAUGGAUUUUUUAGGACUAAUAUUCUUCUUUUGGCAUCUGUUGCUUUUUGACAUUGCAUUGUUUUUCUUGCAUUUUUAAGCUCUUUUAUUUUGCUCUGUGAAGCACUUUGGAAUCCUUUCGUAUAAGGUAUAACAGAAUUGUGUAAAUUAUAGAUAUUUGUUAUUGUUAUUAAAGUUUCUUUGUAAAAUUAUCAUUAAUGCUGAAUUAUUACUGUUCUGCACUGGUUAGA